Molecule: messenger RNA, 573 nt
Organism: Parnassius apollo (apollo)
Lineage: Eukaryota; Metazoa; Arthropoda; Insecta; Lepidoptera; Papilionidae
Source: the annotation of a GenBank genome assembly
AUGGUCUUAGAGGGCAUCUCAAAGGAUGUUCAAGCAGAUGAUCUUACAAAAAUUAUUAGACAGCAAAAUGAGGAAAUUAGCGAAAUUAUCAAUGAUGAUGGAUUAUGUCCGCGAUCGGGAGGCCAUCCUCGACGCGUGCGAGUUACCAAUACGCUGUCUAAGGGCUGCAUACAAGAAUCCACGUGUGGCCCUGUUCUCUGGAAUAUCAUACUGGACGAGCUGCUCGACGCGAAGCUUCCAGCGGGCUGCCACACACAGGCCUUUGCGGAUGAUGUCUUGCUGGUUGUCACGGCCGCGAGUGUCGGAGAGCUGGAGCUGGCCUUCGGUCCCAUUAAGACUAAGCUCAUCGCCUUCACUCCCAAGGCUAAGGUAGCCAGCAUUAACAUGGACGAACACCGUCUUUCCUUUGUGCCAGAGGUUAAACUGUUGGGAGUCAUCUUGCACGAAAAACUAAACUUUGGGAAACACGUGAAACAUGUUAUUAACAAGGCCGUGCGGAUCUUCAACAAGCUCUGCAUGUACUCGAGAUACACAUGGGGAGCCCAUCCUGAGAACAUCAGCACCAUUUACUAG